GUGCCACUGUGGUUCGGAAUCGUGAACACGAUCCUGGUCUUUAUUUUCGUGACUGAAACGAUCUUGAAACUCCUGGCUGUGGGCUGCAAUGAAUUCUGGAAGGGCGAGGAAUGCCUCUGGAAUGGAUUUGACUUUGUCAUUGUCUCCUUGUCAGUGGCUGAAACCGUCAUCGAUUGGUUGGCGCAGACCAUGUCCAGUUCUGCUGAUGGCUCCAACUCCUUUCGCAUAAUGCGGGCGCUGCGCUUAGCCAGAACCCUUCGCGGAGUUCGACUUAUCCGAGUCUUCCGCUACUUCAGUGCAUUGAGAGGUCUGAUCCUGUCCAUUUUCAGCACCAUGGGCUCCCUCUUGU
Messenger RNA from Cladocopium goreaui, 349 nucleotides. Lineage: Eukaryota; Dinophyceae; Suessiales; Symbiodiniaceae. The record is from the annotation of a GenBank genome assembly.